GUUUUUCAGAUGCAUCACUGUGCCUCGACUGCACGGCACCGCGCCAUGGGCGCGCCGCCCGGAGGAUGCUGACGCAACCCGCCCUGGGGGGCGCGGCCGGGGGCUACAGCCUCUUCAGCGGCGCCGCGGCGCCGCCGCCCCCCCAGCCCCAUGCGCUCCCAGGUUCGCUGGCGAAUAUGCCGGGCGCGGCGGCGCCGCCGCCUAUACCAAACCGCAGCCCCCAUCCUGUAGCUUCGCCGAACCUACAAGAUGCGCCGCGAAGCGGCACGUCAAGCCUCGACACCACGCCCAAGCUCGGGGACCGCGCCACCCUCUUCGCGAGCCCGUCCAAUGAACCAUCAACCAUGUUCGACGGCGACACGAAGCUCAUGCCCUACGUCGACUGGGUCGCGGCCCGCAUCCGAGCGCUGGGUGGCGUCGCGACGUCGGCCUCGCUCGGUAGCACGCUCGCCGUCGAAAGCGCGGAAAAUUACAAUAUGAUCAAGGUCCACUUCGGUGGUUUAUGUGGUCUGUUGUCGCGGUACCCCGAGCGGUUUCGGUUGCUGCACGACAAGCCCCUGAACCACGUCGCGGUGGUCGGUCCUGCGGCGGUCUCGUCGUCAGAUGACGAUGUUCCGCAAGUAGAACCGCGGUGGCUGCGGCAGCAACGGAGAGCGGCUCCUGUGGAAAGAGCGACGCGGGAAGACGAAGCUGCCGUGGUGCGCGAAGUGGUCAACAUUUUGGCAUCGGCGUCGGAGAACGCUUUAACCGCCGUGGACCUGUCGAACGCCCUACGAGCUCGAUUAGGCGUCGGUGCGCUUAGUCGUGUUAGAGCGUCGCACGGCGGUUUGUUGACCUUCCUCGAGAAAUCAGCUGGUAGGGUCCGAGUGGUACGUGUCCCGAAGCAUGACGUCGUAACACUGGCGCCCGUCGAGUCAACACCGGUCAUGCCCGGGGCUUUGCGAGCGGAGGCGGCGGUCUUCUCUCCGCAAUUCGUGGAACCUGCGGUGCCUGUGGUGGACGACGGAAAACCGGCCCCGAAGCAGUGCAUCGGGCCCGCGCGCCAGAAGCCCAUGGGCGCCUCGUCGUUGUUUCCAGCGCCGCCACUCUUCCCGCAGCAGCUUUCACAAGGUUGUCAGCGGCAAUUGGCGCGCUUAGCGGCGGAGGACUACGCGCCGACGAUGCCGUGGCCUAGGGAUGCGGUCCAUGAUCAAGGCAUCGUGCGGACGGUCUUGGAGUGUCUGCGGGCGCAGUCGCCGCGACCGUCGACGCUCCACAAGAUCCGGGCGUACUUGAGACGCGUCUACGCCCUGCAAAGUUCGGUCAAGUCCGUUCCCCUCAGAGCGUUACUGACGGCGUACCCGCAGCUUUUCGUGAUCGACGGGACGUCCGUCGCCGAGCGCUCUCACGUCAAAGUGCCGUCUUUUUGACGGUCUUGUUCAUUAUCCCCCUGUAUGUGUGCCUCCCUUACCGACGCACACACACCGUCCAUAGUAUCUGAAGUAAGUUUGUACAUAACCUG
Pelagomonas calceolata is the source of this 1501-nucleotide messenger RNA. Lineage: Eukaryota; Pelagophyceae; Pelagomonadales; Pelagomonadaceae. The record is from the annotation of a GenBank genome assembly.